GGAGCGAGGGCGGCGUGAGCGCCUUCGUCUGGCGUGGAAUAUCAGCCCCCAUCCGGCAGGGACGUUAUCACUGCUGGCCGGGACACCGCCGCGCCCGCACCUUUCCGUCCGAGUCCGCCAGUGUGUGCGUGAGUGCGUGCGAGAGCGGUCGUGUGUGGCUGGCUCCGCGUCCGUUCAUUCGUUCCUCUGGACAAGAUAAGAGCACGUGUGUGUUUCACUCCUUCCUCGGCAGGUGUCAGAAGAAUUGCGAGGCGACGGCGAGAGACCUGUUGUGACGUAUCCUGACCUCUCCCCUUCCUCUCGUCGUGACCUUUGACCUCUUGGCCAUGGAGGAUUGUAAUGGGGAUGUGCAAGUCGAGCAGGCGGAAUCGGCCGAGGCGUCGCAGCCCACGCUCCUUCUGAACGGCGAGGCCCUCCAGAGCCACCAGGUGGAGGAACUGACCGGGUAUUCCGGCGGAGGAACGCCUGUCGACGGCCGAGUUGAGGAGCUGCGGGAGGAAGUGCAGGACCUGGUGGUAGCUGAGGAGGAGUCCGACGAGGAGGAGCUCUGUGGAGAGGAGGAAGAGGACGAGGAAGACGACGACGAGGAGUACGACGAGGACGACGACGACGAGAAUUCCGCUGAAGACCUCGAGGAAGAAGAGGAUGAGGAGGAGGAGCUAGUCAAGAAAGCGCAGGAAGAGGAACGGAAAAAGAGAGCGCAGGAGGAGGAAGAGGCCAAGAGAGCCAAGCAGGAGGACGUGAUCAAGAAAGCCCCGAAGGAGGACCUAGUCAGGGAAAAGCGGGAGGCCGACCUCAUCGAGGAGCGGCCGCGGAGGAACCAGGACUCGCCCAAAAUCGGCGUCAAGCAGAGGAUCGAGGAGGCCACGCGGAGGGCGGAGAACGAAGAGAGGAAACAGGAGAAGGAGCUCGAGAACCACAGACAGAAGGCCAACAACAACAUGGCGGACGCGAAGAAGAGCAGAUUCGGUGGCAACAUCGAGGUUCACAGUGUACCCGCACUUGUGUACGCUAUGGAAAAGUUAGAAGUGGCUGGGCGUGUAAUGCAUAAGACGUGCUUCCGGUGCUGCAAAUGUAACUCGCAACUAAGUGUUGGCAGAUUCUCCAUCGGCGGCGACGAUCUGUAUUGCAUGACCCACUACAAGCAGGCCUUCAGGGAGAAGGGGACCUACGAUGUGUUCACUCCUAACAAUCCCUGCAAAGGGAAAUGGGAGGCAAAAGCCCAGCAAUGACGUGGAAGUGUUAAUGUAUAGUUGGGGACCACAUUCACAGCAUCCACAGGUUGAGCAAUGUAAUUCUUCAGACUCUGAGUGUUUAUGGCGACUAAGAACAUCAAAUGGUGCGAGUUUUCCAGCAUAUCUGAAGGCAGUAUUUUAGAGAAAAUGAGAGCAGAAAUCGGAACUACUUUUACUUUAUUUUUGUAAAUGAUAAUGUAAUAUAGAAAUAUCUGCAUCUGUAAUUUCCUGAAACACAACAAUCCUGUGAAAGCCUCCAUUUCUGUGCCUUAGCACUUCACAUGCUCCAUUUUUUGUAUAUUUUUUCGAGAGUAAUUUUUUUAAUGACCUGGAAAAUAGAUGUUUACUGCUUUGCAUGACUGACAUGCAAAAGUUAGACCCCUUCUACUACAUGAUUAUGUCCUAAUCCUAAUGUAAUAAAUUUUGUGCUUUUGUAGUUUUAAAUUUUUGCCAUGACAUACAGGAAAUAUGAUUCUUGAAUUUGUACAAUAUAUUAUGUUUAUGUUGAACAUCACUUAGAAAUAUUACAUUAGGACAAUGACAAUGAUGAUAAAAUGAUUGUCAGUUUAAUGUUAUGCUAUGGAUAUCCUUUAAACUAUACAAUUAGACAUAGUCAUAUUUAUUUGCUUCGAUUUUAAUUUUAACUGAUUUGUUGUAAUAUUUUUUUUUGUAAAAAUACAAUUUCUCCUAAGAGGAAAAGUAUAUAAAGUGUCUUUAUGUCAAGAACACUUCAUUUCAUUGUCUUUAAUUGAAAGAAUUGUCUCAUUUUGAAAAGACUGAUUUUAUUUUUUACCUUUUGAUAAUAAUGUGGUCAGUUUGAUAUUCACAUUCUUUGAUUAAUCUGGCUCUAGAAGUAACUUGGCCCAACAGUGUAUGCUUUGGCCAUGAUCUCCAUUUUCAAGAUGUGUGUAUAGAAUAUGUCAUGUACACAUUACAAUAUUCUGUCCAAAGAUAGAUUAUGGAGCAUCUCAGACCUUUGAUAUGGCCUUGGAAUAUUUUUUUUUUCUCAGAAAAAGAGUGAGUUGUUUUCUGUGUGAUAAUAAGCUUUUUUGUGAUAACCAAGAUUUAAUACCAAUUUUGAAUUCUUAACCCCAUUUUGGUUUUCAAAAUAUUUAGUCUACUUCAAUGGAAUGAGUCAACAAUAUAUGCCAUAUUGUUUUGUGAUCAGCUUUAAGAGUGUUCUUGUAAUUCUAAUCUCCAAUUUACCUACUAAGUAAUACUUUUUGAUGUUUUUGAAAUAAGAAUACUACUUGAUAUAUAUACACUGAAUGGCCUUUUUAGGUUUCAUGUAUUUAUAAAACUUGAAUUGUAAGUACAUAUGUAUAUAUUUUUUCAUCAAAAUUAAAUGUACUUGUUCAUAACACUUUCAUAUCACAGUACUUAUUGUAUGUACAUGUACGUACUUCUUACUGUAUAAAGAACAGGUAUAGACUUUCAUGAUCAAAGAAUAUCCAAUAAUUUGGAUAUCAAUUUUAUAAUUAUAUUUAAGAUACAAUUACAUUAAAGGUAUCCAAAUAUAUAUUCGUAAACCAAAGAGAGGAUAAUGAAAAUGUUGGUAUUACUGUAGAUCUUUUUACUUGUAGAUAAAGGUGAGCCACAACUACAUUUAGCCACAAUUAUUUAUGAUUAUAUGUAUGAAAGCUAUAAAAUAAAUACAAAAAAUUAU
Penaeus vannamei (Pacific white shrimp) is the source of this 2901-nucleotide messenger RNA. The record is from RefSeq and is a predicted model, not a curated record. Lineage: Eukaryota; Metazoa; Arthropoda; Malacostraca; Decapoda; Penaeidae.